UGUAGUAUAUAUUAAGUGUGGUGUCGUAAACAACUUAGUUGAUAUUAAGACACGACCAGUCUUUUAUCACUGUACAAUGUUUCGCAUAGCUUUGGCCUUCCUAGUUUGGUACAUAAGCGAUGCAACAGCGACAUCUGUAGCGCCACCGGCAUGUCCGUGUCAAAGAAACUACGAGCCCCUAUGCGGUACCGACAACGCCACAUAUGCUAAUAGAUGUGUUUUCAAUUGUACGAGAGAUUUCUAUGAGAAAAUUGGAACGUCAAUUUCGAUUGCUUAUGAAGGCCCGUGCAGAGUGCAAUGUGAUUGUCCAAGUGGUUGCGACGAAGUAUGUGGUAGCGAUCGCAAAACAUAUACUAACGAAUGUAAUUUAGAUUUCGAAAAUAAAAAACGAGAACAAAGUGGACUAAAACCAAUUAAUGUAAUAAAUAAAGGCAAAUGUCCCAGUAUUUGUACGUGCAAUAAAAUUUAUAAACCAGUUUGUGCUAGUGAUGGCAAAACCUAUUCCAAUGAAUGUGAAGUAAGCUGUGAAAGCGAGCGUCGUCAAAAAAAUAGUGACCCUGGUAUUGAAGUUGUAAGUAAUGGAAAAUGUCCUGUAAGCUGCAUCUGCCCACUUAUAUACGCACCUGUUUGUGGUGAAGAUGGCCACACUUAUGCAAGUAAAUGUCAACUUAAUUGUAAGAAUGAAGAACGACAACGGGAAAGGCAACCAAUCGUUAAAUUGGCUGGAGAAGGCGAAUGUCGCAAGAAUGAAAUUUGUCCAGCAAUUUAUGCUCCAGUUUGUGGUACAGAUGAUGUUACCUAUUCGAACGAAUGUUUCCUUAAUAGUACUAGUACACGAAAUGUGGAGAAUAAUCUCCCAUCGAUAAAAGUCAAAAGCGUAGGAGAAUGUCCUAUAUCUUGUGCGUGUCCAGAUGUAUAUCAAUCAGUCUGUGGUAGUGAUGGAAAAAUUUAUUCGAAUGAAUGUGAAUUGGAAUGCGAAAAUAAACGGCGUCAGCAAAAUGGACAAACACCUAUCGAAGUUGGGAAUUUUAGAAAAUGUCUCGAAAGUUGUGUCUGCUCUAGAAUCUCUAAACCCGUCUGUGGCAGCGAUGGCAACACGUAUUCAAAUGAAUGUGAAUUGAAUUGCGAAAGUAAAAGGCGUCAGCAAAAUGAACAGUCAGCCAUCGAAGUUAUCAACGAAGGGGAAUGUUCUGCAGGAUGUCAUUGUCUUGCGGUGUAUGACCCCGUCUAUGGUAGUGAUGGAAAAACCUAUUCUAAUGAAUGUGAAUUAAAAUGUGAAAAUAAACGGCGUCAGCAAAAUGGACAAACACCUAUCGAAGUUAAGAACACUGAAAAACAAUUUGAAAGUUGUGUCUGCUCUAGAAACUAUAAGCCCGUCUGCGGUAGUGAUGGCAACACAUAUUCAAAUGAAUGUGAAUUAAAUUGCAAAAAUAAACUUCCACAAAAUGGGCAAACGGCUAUAUCUAUUAUCAGUGAAGGAAUAUGCCCUGAAAGGUGUAUGUGCUCUGAUGUUUAUGAACCAGUUUGUGGUAGUGAUGGCCAAACAUAUUAUAAUUUAUGCAUCUUCCAAUGUGAAAAUGAUAUACGUCUGAAAAGCGGUCAGCCUCAAUUAGAUUUAACUAACCAAGGCGAGUGUCAUGAAGUAUGUAUAUGUCCCUAUAUUUAUCAGCCAGUUUGUGGAAGUGAUGGUAAAACUUAUUCUAACAAAUGUCAACUAGAAUGUACGAACAAGGAACGUAUAAAACAAUAUCAAUCACCAAUAGAAAUUGUGGAGGAAGGUGAAUGCCCUGAUCUUUGUUUCUGCCGGGCUAUAUACCAACCAGUUUGUGGUAAUGAUGGGCAGACAUACCCUAACCAAUGCACAAUAGAUUGCAAAAAUAAGGUAUUACAAAAGAAAGGCCAAUUGCUAAUCAAAGUGAUUAAACAAGGGGAAUGUCCAGAAAAUUCAAUCUGUUCAACUGUCUAUCAACCGGUUUGCGGAAGCGAUGGUAAAACUUAUGACAACCAAUGCCAACUGGACGUUAGGAAUAAAGAGCUCCUGGAACUUAAUCAACCGACUAUUGAAAUAAUUAAUGAAGGCAAAUGCAUUGACUCUUGCAUUUGUUCCGCAUUAUUUGAUCCAAUAUGUGGAAGUGACGGACAAAGCUACUCUAAUGAAUGUCACUUAGUAUGUCAAAGCAAAUAUCUGGAACAAGAAGGAUUAUCGCCUAUUGAACCACUAUACAAAGGAAUAUGCAAAAAGCCAUGUGAAUGCUACAACACGGUUAUUCCCGUUUGCGGAACUAAUAAUAAGUCAUACCGUAAUGCUUGUUACUUAAACUGUGCUGACAUUAAUCAAUUAUCGAACGAAACAUCUAUCAAAAUUCAGUACAACGGAGUUUGUCAAAAUUGCAAGUGUCCCUUUGACUACAACCCAAUCUGCGGUAGUGACGGUAAUACAUACAGUAAUGUAUGUCUACUCGAAUGUGAAAGUACACGAUUAGAAUACCUCGGCAGACCACCUCUGUUUGUUGUACACGAAGGAGACUGCGGAGGAUGUAUUUGUUCUGAUGAAUAUAAUCCCAUCUGUGCUAGCGAUAGCAACACAUACACAAAUACAUGCCAAUUGGAUUGUGAAAAUAAGAUACGUAAACGACACAAUUAUCCACUUUUAAGCAUACAUUAUAAAGGCAAAUGUCAUGAAUUCGAUUACAACUGUGAUAAUUGCCCACUUUUGUUUAGCCCUGUGUGUGGAGAUGAUUAUAAAACCUAUUGGAACUCCUGCUUGAUGUACUGCCAAAACCAGUGUAAUCAGAGUAAAGGAAUAUCUGUUGUCAAAAUUGAUAAAAAUGGUUAUUGUUAAAAGAUUAAAUUAUUCACAUUCACAUUACAUGCUAAUUAUAUUAUAAACUAUAAUAUUUUGUUAUCUUAUACUAACUUAACUAUAAUGGAAUCAAAACUCUUUUGAAACUUAUUUAUUUGUUUAUAUUAAAAACGCAUUUUAUAUGUUAUUUUAACCUUUAACUUUCUUAUUAAAUACAUACAUUUCGAGCCAUCAAAUUAUAAAUUUAAAAUAAUAUAUAUUCUAGAAUGUUCUAAAAUAGUACUUUCUUUGUUCUUAUAAAACAACAAUUACAGAAAAACUGAUAAACGUUGAAUAUUAAACAAAAGAUGUUAUAUUUUAACCAUAUACAUUUUAAACUCGAUUAAUAAUAAUCCUUCAUAAAUUUAACACAUUAUGCGCAUUAUAGAGUUAUUGCUAUUAAAAUUUUAUCAGGCGAUUGUUUUUUGUCAAUUUCUUAUAUUAUUUAUUAUAUUAGUUCAUUUGUUUAUCAUGUAUCGUCGUCACUGCUUAUAUUAAAACACUAUGUUGAAGGUUGUCAAAAGAAAUUGUUGUGAUGUUGUACCUUUAACAACUAACUACGUACCUAAAAUCUGGUAACGGUUGCAGAAAAAACAUAUUUCUAAAGAAAAAGGUAUAUAUUUUUUAAUGGAAAUUAAAAGCUGUUUAAGAGACUAAAAACCAUUCAUAUUAAAGUAAAUAAGUUUAAAAAUGUGUUAAAUAUAUGUGUGUCAAAUAUAAAUACAAGAGAAUUUUGGUGAAAUAAA
Vanessa atalanta (red admiral) is the source of this 3588-nucleotide messenger RNA. RefSeq names its product serine protease inhibitor Kazal-type 5-like. The record is from RefSeq and is a predicted model, not a curated record. The transcript has 2 exons. Gene Ontology annotation, molecular function: protein binding. The coding region runs from base 77 to 2842 and encodes 921 amino acids. Lineage: Eukaryota; Metazoa; Arthropoda; Insecta; Lepidoptera; Nymphalidae.